Molecule: messenger RNA, 434 nt
Organism: Paramuricea clavata
Lineage: Eukaryota; Metazoa; Cnidaria; Anthozoa; Malacalcyonacea; Plexauridae
Source: the annotation of a GenBank genome assembly
AUGUUCUGGUUAUUUUGUGUUAAAGACGCGACGGACAUAAAAGAGUACCUUCUGGAAGAUCUCAGCCGAGUAGCAAAGUGCUGCUCUGAACUUUAUCUAUUUAUUAACCCGGAGAAAACCAAGUAUUUACUUAUCGGAACGCGACAACAGUUACAAAAUCUCCCUACAGAUAUGUGCCUAAAUUUCAUAGGUGAAACUAUCAACCCAGUUCCUUCAGCCAAGGAUUUAGAAUUAAUAAGGGACACCAACAUGUCAUACGAUUGCUAUAUCACCGAAUUAGUCUCCUCUUGCAUGUCCAAGUUGUCACAGAUCAACCGAGAAUCUAUAUCCCUCUUGGUAUCAGCAUUGCUAAUGAAUAAACUUCUUUAUUGCUCCUCUGCUUGGUCGAAUACUUCGGCCAAAAAUAUUAACAAGCUACAACUGGUACAAAACGU